Molecule: messenger RNA, 294 nt
Organism: Rangifer tarandus platyrhynchus (Svalbard reindeer)
Lineage: Eukaryota; Metazoa; Chordata; Mammalia; Artiodactyla; Cervidae
Source: the annotation of a GenBank genome assembly
AUGACAGGCUUUCUGCGGCCGCUCGCAAGCAGAGGGACUCGGAGAUCAUGCAGCAGAAGUAGAAAAAGGCAAACGAGAAGAAGGAGGAACCCAAGCAGCGUUGUGGCUUCGUGUCCAGCCCUCUCGCCCUGCGCCUGUGUGCCUGGAGCCAGCCCCAUCACGCCCGCGGUUUCUCCCGUGGCGCUCACGGGCCGGCUCCGAAGGCGCGCCCUUCACCCUGGGUCUGCUCGGGUCCCGUCUGUGCUUCCUGCCCCUCAGGCAGCCUCUCUCCGCCUGGGCCACUCCUGGGGGUGA